Molecule: messenger RNA, 591 nt
Organism: Melospiza melodia melodia
Lineage: Eukaryota; Metazoa; Chordata; Aves; Passeriformes; Passerellidae
Product: olfactory receptor 14J1-like
Exons: 1
Biological process (GO): G protein-coupled receptor signaling pathway
Cellular component (GO): membrane
Molecular function (GO): olfactory receptor activity; odorant binding
Source: RefSeq, a predicted model, not a curated record
GUCAUGUGCUACGACCGCUACGUGUCCAUCUGCAAACCCCUGCACUACGGGACCCUCCUGGGCAGCAGAGCUUGUGCCCACAUGGCAGCAGCUGCCUGGGCCAGUGGCUUUCUCUAUGCUCUGCUGCACACAGCCAAUACAUUUUCCCUGCCCCUGUGCCAUGGCAAUGCCCUGGGCCAGUUCUUCUGUGAGGUGCCCCAGAUCCUCAAGCUCUCAUGCUCACACUCCACCUUCAGAAAAAUUUGGAUUUCAUCGCUUGCUGUCUGUUUAGCUUUUGGCUGUUUUGUGUUCAUUGUUUUCUCCUACAUGCAGAUCUUCAGGGCUGUGCUGAGGAUCCCCUCUGAGCAGGGACGGCACAAAGCCUUUUCCACCUGCCUCCCUCACCUGGGUGUGCUAUCCUUGUUUAUCAGCACAGCCACAUUUGCCUACCUGAAGCCCCCCUCCAUGUCCUCCCCAUCCUUGGAUCUGGCAGUGUCAGUUCUGUACUCGGUGGUGCCUCCAGCCCUGAACCCCCUCAUCUACAGCCUGAGGAACCAGGACCUCAAGGCUGCAGUGUGGAUACUGAUGGCUGGACAAUUUCAGAAACAGUAA